Messenger RNA from Culicoides brevitarsis, 2238 nucleotides. RefSeq names its product sideroflexin-2 (gene Sfxn2). The coding region runs from base 673 to 1650 and encodes 325 amino acids. Gene Ontology annotation, biological process: monoatomic ion transport; serine import into mitochondrion. The transcript is spliced from 3 exons. Gene Ontology annotation, cellular component: mitochondrial inner membrane. NCBI's taxonomy places the organism in Eukaryota, Metazoa, Arthropoda, Insecta, Diptera, Ceratopogonidae. The record is from RefSeq and is a predicted model, not a curated record. Gene Ontology annotation, molecular function: monoatomic ion transmembrane transporter activity.
AUUUUUCGGUCUGUCUGUGAAAUUUUUUAAGAUUUUCUUGAAAAUUCGAGAAAUUUCUUUUAAAAAAAAAUUUUUUUCGACACUAAAAGCCGCUAAAGUGAAUUUUUCAUCACGACAACUUUCAUAAUUUUUGUUAUCAUCCAAAGUUCAGUAGUUCAGAUCAACAGGCGAUUUUUAAACAUUUUCCGGUCAUUUUUCUCCUGAGUUGUCAUUUUUUGAUUAAGUCUUCAUCAAGCAACGAGUGACUUUUACAGCUAAACAACCACCGACAAGUGAUGAAUUUACGAUUCUGCGCAUUCCGUGCCCGUAUUUGUCUGUCGUCACAUCUGGCGUGUCGCUUCUAACAUUGUUUCGUAAAAAAUUAUUUACUAAGUAAAAAAGUGUGAUAUUUUUAGAAAUAAUUUUCGGGAAGCAUCGUCUUUUAAAAAAUAAUUAUUAAUCGAAAAACAGUCGAAAGUGAAAGUUGUUCGAAGAGGAAAAGGAAAUUUUUUGCUAAAAAAGAGGAAAAAUCGUAACAAAUAACGAGAUUUCUUAUCAGCAAUAUUUUUUUCUGUCUGGAGCGUUUUGUUUAUGUAAUGAUUGUUGAUUGUUAAGUCAACAAAAUUUGAUUGUUUAGAAGAAAAAAAGUAAAAAAAUACCAUUUUCGCACGAAUAAUUGAAAAAAAUAAUCAAAUGGCAGAAGGUCGCAUCGAUGUCGAUAAGCCGCUGUACGAUUUGAGCACGUUCAAGGGUCGUUUCCUGCAUUUCGCGUGGGUAACAGACCCGCGAACUUGCGUUGUGCAGGAUGCCGAGCUGUACAAGGCCAAAACGCUCGUCGAGCAAUAUCGCAAAGGCGAAGAACCCAAAGAAACGACCUUGGCUCAGAUCAAAUAUGCGAAAAAAUUGUACGAAAGCGCUUUUCAUCCGGAUACGGGGGACUUGCAAAACGUUUUUGGGCGCAUGAGUUUCCAAGUACCGGGCGGUAUGCUCAUCACGGGCGGCAUGUUGCAAUGGUACAAGACGACACAAGCCGUUGUCUUUUGGCAAUGGAUCAAUCAGUCGUUCAAUGCGUUGGUAAAUUACACGAAUCGCAACGCAAAUUCGCCGGUUUCGACGACGCAGCUGGGCGUUGCUUACGUUUCGGCGACAUCUUCGGCACUUGUUACUGCCAUCGGGUACAAAGCGUGGCUCAGUAAGCGGGCAAGUCCCUUUUUUCAGCGUUAUGUGCCGUUUUCUGCUGUGGCAGCUGCUAAUUGUGUCAACAUUCCACUGAUGCGUCAAAACGAGUUACUUUACGGCAUCGAUGUGCAAGACGCGAACGGAAAUAUCGUCGGAAAGAGUCGUUUGGCAGCUGCCAAGGGAAUUUCGCAAGUUGUCUUCUCGCGUAUCGUGAUGGCAGCGCCGGGAAUGCUCGUGCUUCCGAUUAUCAUGGAACGGAUGGAGAAAAAACCGUGGUUUAGUCGUCUUUCGGCGUUGCAUGGACCCUUUCAAGUUAUGGUUUGCGGGUGUUUCUUGACGUUUAUGGUACCAUUCGCAUGUGCCAUCUUCCCGCAAAGGGCUUGCUUGUCGACGACAAUGAUGAAACGCUUCGAACCCGAAUUGUACAAAGAAAUGGAGGACAAUACCAAAGGAAACAUUCCAACUACGGUCUAUUUCAACAAGGGACUUUAAGAAUUUUGACAAUUUAACGCCGUUAAUACGUAAAUGAGCUUCUCCCUUCGAGUGAAAAAAAAUUAUUCGACGCAUUUCGUAGUUUUUAAAGCAUUUAGCUUCUCUCUCUGUAGGAGGCAAUCUCACAAAGCUCACAAAAAAUAUUUUUUUUUAAUAAUUUAAAGUCAAUUACGACCUAAAAAGUCAUUUUUCUUUAUAAAUCCGUAAAUGUUAGACAUUAAAAAACAAAUUUGAGACAAUAAUCGCGUAGAAUAAAUUACAAAAUAGCAUGUUUGACAAAAAAUUUAAUAUUUUUUUUUAUUGCUAAAAAUUUACUUCCCAAUCGGGAUCGACGUGCGUAUUCUCAAUCCAUGCAUUUCCUUAAUUUGCUCCUUCAGAGCUUCCGUUAUAAGUUUAUGUUGUUUCACCGUGUUCAGUCCCUUAAAUUCUACACUUUCUACAAAAAUUUCGUACAUUGCACCGCAUCCGCCGGAGACAUCUUCAACUUUGACUCUGUCAGCUUUUGGAAAUCUUUCUUCCAAAAUUUUCUUCAAGACUUCUUCCGAGUUGUUGCUUGUUGCUUGUGUGGAGUUGCCAGACCAGACACGA